Messenger RNA from Papilio machaon (common yellow swallowtail), 1029 nucleotides. RefSeq lists its product as uncharacterized. The record is from RefSeq and is a predicted model, not a curated record. The transcript has 2 exons. Bases 161 to 856 code for a protein of 231 amino acids. Lineage: Eukaryota; Metazoa; Arthropoda; Insecta; Lepidoptera; Papilionidae.
GCUUUAACAUGUUUUGUCAGACAAAUAUUGAACUUAAUACUAGUUAGUCAAAGAAAUUUAGUCGUUGUUUAAUUAAUUUUUAUUCUAGAUUAUUUGCACUGCAGGAAAUGCUUUGAAAUUUUUAAAAACGCAUCGUCAAAAUCGAUAAAACCGUAUAUGUAUGUUACAACUAACUGCUUACUUAUUGCUUAAUGUCAUGGAACGAAGGGAAAGGCAGAGAUGCGUAUACAUUUCUGCUAAUCAAAAAAAGAAGCUCAUUGAAUUGAUCACAAAACACCCUGAGUUGAUAUCGUGCAAAUUAAACCAAAAUUUUAAUUACAAGGACUCACAAAAUAUAUGGCGUAGCAUAGCUAACGAGUGUAAUGCUAUACCGGGAGCAAAGAAAACAUGGACGCAAUGGAGGAAGACAUGGUAUGAUCUACGAUGUAAUACUAAAAGGAGGCGCGCAGAAACAAAUGGAGUAACCACAUCUAAUGUUUUCCUGACUCAGGCUGAACAAGAGGCAUUGGGUAUUAAAAGUUCCAAUGAGGAGACUCCACUAGAAGAUAUGCAUGAAGAAAAUUUAAGUGACAUAUCUGCUGCAUCUUUAAGCGAACCUGAAUCAUUACCGGAACAAAAAGUUAAUAUAUCCACGGUGGAUAUAAACUUUCCGAAAAAAAACAAAAAUUCCUCAAAAAAUUCAGGCAGUUGUAACUUAAGUUGUGAUAUAAUAGCUGCACAGGAACAGAGAAAAUUAGAGAUGAAAGAAGAUUAUUUGAGUUUUAAAAAGGAGUAUUUGAAACAGAAGCUAACAUUGAUGAAAGAACAAAAUGAUGCACUUAAAAGUAUAGCAAAAGAACUCACAAAUAUGAAAUGAAUGCAUUUAAAAAAUAUAAAUAAGUUAGCAGUUAUUGUUUUGUCAUAUUUUAAAUAAGAUUCUUAGAUAAAUAGACUAAAGAGAUACAGUUGGAACUGGACGAGCAAAUAGUCCUGAUGUUUUUAGCGCCUAAAACCACUUUAAUCACAUGUACAGUUGCAGUUUUUUUAAUG